Molecule: messenger RNA, 1885 nt
Organism: Zingiber officinale
Lineage: Eukaryota; Viridiplantae; Streptophyta; Magnoliopsida; Zingiberales; Zingiberaceae
Exons: 10
Coding region: 48-1562 (504 amino acids)
Source: RefSeq, a predicted model, not a curated record
AAUUAUUGACUUCGACCAUUAUCCGCAAGACCGUCGUCCAUUGAUCGAUGCCUUCUCCGGUAGCCUUCGCCAGUUACUGUCCCGCUUCCUCUUCCCUCGUCCCCUCGCUCGUUCGCUCCGAUCUACGGGGUCAUCUCAAUGACAUCAAAGCCCUCGUCCUCUCCACUGUGAAGAGCCUUCCUAACUCGCCGAUCCCCUCUCCCAUUCAGUCUCUUCGCCAGGGGAAUUGGGUUAAGCUCAUUUGCGGCGCAAGUUUUGAGGAUGCCGCGGAUGUCAGGAAUUUGUCUCUUGUGUAUACACUUGCUGGAGUCGAUUGCAUUGAUUGUGCAGCAGAUGCGGCCGUUGUUGGUGCUGUUAAUGAGGGCAUUGAUGCCGCAAUGUCGAUAGCAAUGGUCAAGAGGCCCUGGGUGAUGAUUAGUGUUAACGAUGAUAAGGAAGACGUUCAUUUCCGCAAAGCUGAAUUUGAUCCUGAGGACUGCCCUUCUGAUUGCCCUAGACCAUGUGAAAAAGUUUGCCCUGCUUCUGCAAUAGUGAUACAGAGGGUGGUUGAGGGAGGUGGUUCAGUAGAGAACAAUAGACUGGAUAAACUGCAGGGUGGAGUUAUCACCGAACGAUGUUAUGGAUGUGGACGCUGCUUUUCCAGCUGCCCAUAUGAUAGAAUAAGUGCUACUACUUAUGCCCGAGAUCCUACUACUACUAGUAAGCUUUUGCAAAGGAGUGAUGUUGAUGCUAUAGAGAUACAUACUAGUGGAAGGUUUUUGUUCUUAUUGAUUUUUCGCUUUAGGGGUCUCUUUGAACUUCUUGUUCUAAUCUCGGUGAUUUGGAGUGUUUUUUAUGUUGCAAAACUUGAUAGGCGCACUGAUUUGUUCAACCUGCUUUGGGAUAGCCUAGUGGAUUCGGUUGAAAAUGCAAAGCUAGUGGCAGUUAGUUUGCCCAAUGUGGGUGAAUCAACUUUACAGGUGAUGAAUAUGAUAUACGAGACAAUGCAGCCUCAUCUCAAAUGCUACAAUUUGUGGCAGUUGGAUGGUCGCCCUAUGAGUGGAGACAUUGGCAAGGGUGCAACAAGAGAGGCAAUUGCCUUUGCCAUUCAGUUGGCUGCUACAUGCAACAAGCCUCAUGGGUUUUAUCAGUUGGCUGGUGGCACUAAUGCUUUCACUAUUGAGAGCUUAAAGAAAUAUGGGCUGUUUCAGACGAACCAUAUUGAUUAUGUCAUAGGCAAUUCUUCAGAAGCGAGGAUUGAAGAUGAGCAAAUUGAUCCUAGACAAGCCUAUAUUGGUGGAAUAGCUUAUGGUGGUUAUGCACGAAAGGUAUUAUGUUCACCAUUUCGAAGCUCAGCCACUACUUCCAUAUCAACAAGUAAAUCUAUCUUUGUUUCCAUACUGCAUAUGUUUUAUUUUCUGAAGUUGUCUUUCUUAUUCUCAGUCUUUCUUGUUGUGACCAAUACAUACUUCUAUUUUAAGCAUCUUUCCGACAGGAUAUUCAUGUUUAUAUGCAAUUGGCAUGUGUAUUUGUAUUCUAACAUCUUUAGAAACAACGAGAGACAUUUUCCUACGGAUUUAUGAGAAAUCUGAUUAGCUAGGAGCUUAAACCGUGUGAGUUUUUAACAUUUAGGGUCAUCUACACAAAUCUUUUUAUCGAUAUCAAUUUAAAUUUAAAUUUUAUGUUCCUAUGGACCUUCAACUUUCUUCCAUGCAACUCGCUUAUACCUGUUAGGCUUUUAGGUUAUGUACUAACAAUUUCCUGCAGAUUGUGGGAAAAGUUCUAUGCAAAUUGCCCAGACAAGAUGGCCAUGCAUGGAUAGAGGAUCACCCUGAGUAUUUAUUGGAGGCUCUUAACGAAGCUUUGACUUUAGUAGGUCCUGUCAAGGGGUACAUUGACUACAGGG